This is a messenger RNA of Oryzias melastigma (Indian medaka), 1805 nucleotides long. RefSeq names its product mitotic deacetylase-associated SANT domain protein. Bases 169 to 1203 code for a protein of 344 amino acids. The record is from RefSeq and is a predicted model, not a curated record. The transcript is spliced from 7 exons. Gene Ontology annotation, biological process: negative regulation of DNA-templated transcription; regulation of transcription by RNA polymerase II. Gene Ontology annotation, molecular function: transcription corepressor activity. NCBI's taxonomy places the organism in Eukaryota, Metazoa, Chordata, Actinopteri, Beloniformes, Adrianichthyidae. Gene Ontology annotation, cellular component: histone deacetylase complex; transcription regulator complex.
AUGCAUACAGUUGCAUAAUGAGCCCUGACCAUCAUGGAACCACCACCGUGUUUCACUAUUCAUGUUAUUUUCAGUUUUCUUUUAAAUAAUUUUUUUUUAUUAUUUUUUUAGGGUCCUGCUUUAUUAUUUAAGGAGAGAAUCUGACCUUCCUGGAUAAUUUAAACCCAUAUGUGUAAUUUCUUUGCUCUAUUUGACGGUUUUACUCCGAAGUUCAAGCGUUUUCUCUCGUUUCUUUUUUUUUUUGCAGUGGAGCACUUUAUGAAUCUAGCUUGUUCGAGUGUUUUGGAAGGAGGAGGGACCAAUCAGGAGCUGGUUUUACACUGUUUACAUGAAAGUGGAGGCAAUUUUCUCGUAACACUGGAACGUUUGAUGCUUCAGGAGCCGAUUUUCCCCGAUGGCCAUCAUCUGAAAAAUUAUCACUACUCAGGCUCAGACAGAUGGACGAGAGAAGAGAAGCGUUACUUCAAUAAAGGGAUCUCUGCCUACAGGAAGGACUUCUUCCUGGUGCAGACGCUGGUCCGGACUAAGACUGUGGCUCAGUGUGUGGAGUUCUACUAUACGUACAAGAAGCAGGUGAAGAUCGGUCGUAACAGCAUCCUAACCUUCGGCCCUCCAGAUUCCCCCACAGGAAAGCACUCAGAGGCUGUGGUGGAGGUUAAGAGCUCACAGCUUCCAAAAGAGACUCAGGAAGAGGAGGAGGAUGAAGAGCAGAAAGAAAAGUCGUAUGAAAGCCAUGAGAGCACGGUGGCUCGGUCGCUCCGGGUUCACGACUAUGCAGGGACGGUGUUGGUGUUCAAAGAGCCAGAAGCCAUAAAAAAGGAGCCUCAAAGUUUUACAGUGUCGCCCAGAAAUCGGGCCGAACCCACAGCGAAGAAAGCCAAACCGCCGCCAAAACCUCCUCAGGAUCCCAACGCAGUGUUUCCGUGCAAGAAAUGUGGCAGGGUGUUUUCCAAAGUCAAGAGUCGCAGUGCCCACAUGAAAAGUCACGCCGAGCAGGAGAAGAAGGCGGCGGCGCUGCGUCAGAAAGAGGAGGAGGAGCACGCCGCCGCCGCUCAGGCUCAAGCCAGGAAGGCAGCGGCCUCUGCCGCCGCCGCUGCAGCAGCGAGACAUCUGGGCGGUAACGGAUGGAUGCAGAUGGCCGAGCUCAGCAGUCAGGAAGACACAUCCGAGGCCGAGGAUGACAACGAUGCAGACUGGCAGUGAAGCUAAAGAUGGAUUUUUGUGCAGCUUGUAGAGAUUAUGAACAAAGCUAGAGAGCAUGAGGUUCAGAAAGAAGGGACGAUAGAAGCACAAAAAGACGAUUUCCAAGUCUUCCUGUUUAUUUUUACACAGCUUUCCCGACCAAAACGACUGUCUGACCCACCACACUCCAUACCUGCUCUUUUAUUUUGGUAAAUGCACUUCUCUUCUUUCUUUUUUUAUUUAAAAAUAUCAAUUUUAUUUUACAUUUUCACUGUGGAUUCAUCAUAAGAUUGAUAUUUCACGAGUAUCUCAAUUGCAAUGUAAGAUCAAGAUCAUUAUUAUUAGCUUCUUCACCAAAGCGGCCUUUUUAUGUACAGAUGGAGGCGAUUGUAUGUUAAGCUCCUUUGAAUUUUGCAGAUGUUUGCCACGUUUUUAGUUCAAAUUUAUUCUUACAAUAGCAAGGGACCUUUGAAGUGUGCAUGGACAAAAAAAAAGUAUAUAUAUGAGACUGCCAUGUAUUUAUGAUACAGCAUUUGAAAAUUUUGUAAAGCGAAAUCAUGUCAGUUGAAGAUUGACUGGUCUAAAAAAAUUAUUAAAAAGUCUAUUUUAAAGAGUGAAUUGAA